AUGAUGCGGGACAUGACGUAGUGGGGAAUCCCCCGAAUACACAGAAUUUGUUGCGCAUGCGUUUUAAUAAUUUGACCCAAUCAAAUUGCUGGAUUGGCGGGGAGUGAAAAUCAAACUUCUGCAGAUUGCCCCUACUCCAUGUGGAGACAUAAAGAGAAUGGCACCUUCCGGUGAGAUACUUAUAACAAGUGAGUCUACAGGACAGCUAUGGAACACGUGUAUUUGGGAUCCAUAUUCAGGUACAACUAUUGCGACAUUUAAAGGUGGUUCUAGUGCCCCUAGGUCCCUUGCACUACUUGGUGGGCAGUAUGUGAUUGCAGCAAUAGCCAACAAGCCUUUGAUUCAUAUGUGGCCGCUUCAAAAAAUGGAUCAACAUGAUGUGAAGAUGAUAGCCCCUGGAAAGAUUUCAACCCUAUGUGUGUCACCUGAUGGAAAAUAUUGUGUUGCUGCAGUUACAGAGAAAAUAUACAUUUGGGAGGUCUGUUCAGGUAACCUUCUGAUUAGCAUAUCCAGACACUACCAGGCAGUGACAUGCCUCAAGUUCACAAAUGAUGGCAGUCAUUUCAUAUCAGCAGGAGAUGACAACCUUGUACUAGUGUGGUCGCUUCCUGAUGUUUUAAAUCAGCAGUCUAAUGGUCAGUCUGUUGAGCCAAAGCAUGUUUGGAUGAAGCACAGUCUACCUGUGACAGAUGUAUGUGUUGGAUGUGGGGGUCCACAAACAAGGGUGGCCACUGUCUCGUUAGAUCACACCUGUAAGCUAUGGGACAUCAUAUCAGGAGAGAUGUUGUUUAACAUCACAUUUGACACUUCCUUGACUUCUGUUGUCCUGGAUUCUGCAGAAAGUACCCUUUUUGUCGGUUGUAGCAAUGGACACAUUUAUCAAGUCAGUUUAUUUGAAAAGCCAGUUCACUUUAAAAGGCACAACCAAAGCGAUGGUGACUACAUCAGUUUCAAUAGACACAGUAAAGAAGUAUCAUGCCUUGAUAUCUCCCUAGAUGGCAGUCUGCUGGUAUCAGGUUCACAAGAUGGGAAUGUCAAGAUUUGGGAUAUAUCAAGCAAGCAAUGCAUCAGAACCAUACCACAUAAAGGACCAAUUGUGAAUGCACUGAUAGUACCUACACCUGGCGCCUUACUUGGGGAUGCUAAGCCCAACCUACCUGUGCAGCCCUUUAAAAGACAGCUCUUUAUUCCUGAACCCAGCAUUAGACACACUAUACCAGUCAGAAUACAGGGGAACAUAGAGGACUCCCAGUGCAAUGAUGAUGACACAUCAUUAAUAGAAGAGUAUAUGGUGGCAAUGAAUGACAAGGAUGAUGUAUCUACUGAGAGAGGGAAAACAACAAAUGGAAGUGAAAUCAUAGAACUCAGAAAAGAACUUGAAAGAAUUAAAAAGAUAAAUGCUGAACUUUAUAAGUUUUCUGUUGCGGAAAUACUAAAUAAUCAAAAUGGCACAGGAUAGCAAAUAAUGAAGGUUCAAGGAACUCUUGGUAGUGUUGAAAACAAAACAUUUUCUGGCUUAUCAUCAGUGGCUUGGUUGUACACCUUGUCCCAUGAUUCUAUUCUUCAAAUAUGCAUAAAAGUGGAUUCAAAGGCCGCUACAGCCUCUAACACAGGGCUACAGAACUUGUUUCACUUAAGAGGAUUAAUUCUAGAUCUUGGAGUGCAGUGGUCAGAGGAUGUAAUGCACCAUUCAAAAGUUCGCUUGAGACCUCCUCCCCAUGCGGGCCAAAUAAAUGUGUCAAUUUC
Molecule: messenger RNA, 1746 nt
Organism: Owenia fusiformis
Lineage: Eukaryota; Metazoa; Annelida; Polychaeta; Sabellida; Oweniidae
Source: the annotation of a GenBank genome assembly